UGUCGCCAAGGCAACAAUCGCUCGAUCUUCAUGCUUCUCCAGCAGAUCAGGGAUCACGUACUUCUCUUGGCUUUGUCAGCCGCACAGCAUAUAUACUUUCAUUAAAAUAUUAAUUACUUUACUUGCAUGAAAAUACGGAUUUGAUGCUACAGUUUUGAACCGCCUAAAUACAUUGGGAGUAGUUUAUUUGCUGACUGCUGUAAAAAAGAACAUCGAGUUACCACAUGAAGCCAGCUAGAAGCUGAAAAGGACGUCCUCGUGUUGUUGCUGAGGUUUUGGAAGCACCUAAUGAGUCCUGCUUAUUCUUGGUCAAUUCGUUGUCGCAUUUUUACACUUGACGUUUAAUUUAGUGUCUGAGCGAAGGUGUCGUUUCGUUAGCGAAGUGCGACGGCCUCCCACCAUGACAACAGAGUUUUAGUACUAGGGUCAUUAGUUACUCUGGCAUCGUAAGCACAGGGUUGAAAUGUAAUAUGCAAGGCAGCUGUAAAACAGCAAAUAUUUUCUUUGGAUCUGCUUACUGUUCUGCAUAUUAGAAAAGUCUCGUAAAAUCUGCACACGAUGCCUCGUAAAAAUCGAGUCCAGGAUAGCGUCGAUAUGAAACAGAUAGUGGAAGAAAAAAGCAACACUCCUUAUGCUAAAUUGAAUGACUCUUUUUCUCCAAAAAUGAAAAAGCUGAAAAAAGAAAGUACUGCCCAAUGGCAACAACUGACAACACAAGUUGAUGUUGUAUCAAAAUGGCAGAAGUAUGUAUCUUCCAGAAGGAGAAUACAUAGUAAAAAACUUGCCAAAAUGAUUGGUGAACAUAGGGAAGGUCCUGCACCAAAAGGUGUUGUUAAAACGCAAGGUACUUUUGAGACAUUGAAUUCUACACAUAAAGGAAUUGAUUCUGAUAUUGGUGAAGAUGAAGACUUUGAUGAUUUCAAAAGCUCAUUCACUACAGAAUUAACAGGCAGUCUUGGAGAGAGGCCAGCUUCUAGAAAAAAAGCCACAUCAGCUAACAGUCGGGCACUUAUUAUCUACUUUUCAAAACUGGCAGGGAGCUGUAGUGCAGAAGAUGUGAUAGAUCUUGACUUUGUAGAUGGAUUGAUAGAAAAUGGCGCAGAUGUAAAUGCCACUGACACUCAUGGGCAAACUGUGUUCCAUGAAGUUGCAAGAGCUUGGCAUGUUGAUGUUGCAAAGUUCCUUAUUCAUAAAAAUGCUGAUAUUAAUAAAGCUGACAGAUUUGGGCGUACUCCUCUCCAUGUUGCCAGUGCUGUUAAUUAUCCAGAAAUGGUUGAAUUUUUGUGUAAGAAUGGAGGUGAUUUAACUUCGAAAACCCUUCAUGAGAACCAAACACCAGUGCAUUAUGCUGCCAAAAAUGAUGCUGUCAACUCAUUGAAAAUGCUGUUGAAACUAAAUGCAAAUGUGAGUGAUAGGGAUUUUAAGAACAGAACACCACUCCAAUUAGCUGCAGAGUUAGAUCGAUCAGAAACAGCAAUGUAUUUGGUAGAGCAAGGUGUCCCUGCAGGAGUAUGUGAUUCAAGUGGACUGCCAGCCAUGACACUGAUGAUUCAGAAGAUGCCUCUCGUUGCAAAGAAAGCAAUAGGCCAGUUCCAUUCAACAGAUCGAGCUAACCGGAAACAAUGCUUCUACCUGAAUUAUUUAGAGACAAAGUUACCUAGACAAGACACCAGUUACGCAAAAUUACCAAUGGAGUGUACUCUGGAAUUCAAGCACUUGGACCUUAUAAUGCACCCGGUUUUUUUAAAACUCAUUGAAGUGAAAUGGCGAAAAUUUGCUAAAACCAGAUGCCUGUUGCAAGUCGCCUUUCAAGUGUUGUUUGUUAUCAUAUGGACAACCGUUGGUGUUUCAUUACCUAGAGAUUAUAGCUACUACAAGCCAAUGUCCGAGCGAUGGUGGAAUGUCACUCUAGAAAGCAUUGCAGUGCUAUGGACGUUUUAUUUCAUAUUUUUGGAACUAUGGGAAUACAGGGCGUCUUCAGCUGCUAAUGCCAAAUGGAAGAAAUGGAGAAAGGGUGAACUUGAAAAAGACAUGCAGUUUUGCCAUCCAAGAUGGCCAGAGGAGCGAAAAUAUAUAUUACAGGAAAUUGAUGAAGUAGAAAGGUCAAAAAUUUCCUAUUUCAAGGAUGCUUGGAAUUAUUUUGACUGGAUGACAUAUGGCUGGAUUCUCAGCGUGAUAUUGUCGAGGGUGGUUGCUGUUGCUUGGCCAGAGAGUCAAGCCAAGUCACUCCAUACCAGGUUCAUGGCAAUUGCCCUUAUAUUCAUAUGGUUAAGGCUGAUGAAAGUGCUGCGGAUAUUUCAGGCUCUAGGUCCUUUCAUUGUUAUGAUCGGUCAUAUUGUGGACGAUACACUCAAGUUUCUGUUUGUCUAUUGCCUCUUGUUCAUUCCGUACGUUUGUGCUUUUUGGAUAAUAUUUGGUGGGAAAAGCAACUCAGCUAUUAUGAAGGCAGCUUCUCAGCCAGUGACAUCUUGGGAAAAAUUUAAUGACCUUGUCUAUACUGUUAGUCAAAUAACUGUCGUAGGGGAUUUCGCUUUCGAUUCGAUUGCUGCAGUUGAUCGACUGACGUCACAGUUGCUUGUUGGGACAUUUAUUGCCCUUUCUGGUAUCGUUAUGAUAAACUUAUUCAUUGCCUUGAUGUCUGACACGUUUCAACGUGUUUAUGACAACGCCAAAGCCAAUGCCGUGAUGGAACGCGCCUCCGCAAUUUUUGAUGUAGAGCAACAACUCAGCAAAAAGAAAAGGGAUUGGUUCAGAAGAUUCAUUCACACACAUUGCUGUCCAUUGCAAGACUAUUAUGAUGACGAUGACACGGAAGAUGGAGGAGAGCUUGAGAAAAUGACGUUUCAGAUUAAAGAAGUUGUUGAUGGUAUUGAUGACGACAUAAAAGCGGCAUUUCAGGACGGAGGCUUGAGGCGGUCUGUCGAAGCGGAGUUCCAGGCAAUGAAGGAGAUGGUUAGUGACGCAUCUAAAAAGCAGGAGCGAAAGAUGCGGCAAGUAGACCGAAAACUGGACGAGUUGACCGUCCUCGUAAAUGAGCUAAUGAACCGGACGGCACCUGCUCAAAAUAGGUUGGCAAAUCUACCACCGCCGUCAGCACUUUCGAAAUCUUUUGGGGAAACAUAAAAGUUGCAGUGACACCAACUCUCUCCAACCAUUGUCAGUCAGUUUCGCCUUUGCGGUCAUCUGUUUAAAAAAUGUCGCUCAUCUUAGAAGCCCACUGUUAUCAUGUCCAAUCAGAUUAUAAUAUCGCCAUAUUUUUAAGAGGUCCAUCCAUGCAUAAGUUUGUUAUUUUAGAGCUGGAAUACUUGUCCAAUAUCGAUUACAAAUUUAUAUUGACAUCUCCCUCCCAUCCCCCUCUUACUUUUCCAAAAAUGUUUCAAGCGUGAUUUCUAUAUAUUUAAAAAAGAAAGCAGAUAACUGUGACUUUUAGAUCUUCAAACACCAUAGACUUGGCAAUGUCAGUGGCUUUUCGGUUACGUUUGCACUGUCUUGUGUUUCAACUGUACCUUUAGUCGACCCAAUAUCAUUUUUCUACUUUCUCUGAGGAUAAGUACUAGGCAAAGUGAUUUCUUUACGAUUGGUCUAGCUCAACCUUUUACUUCUGGCCUAUUUUUCAGUUACCAUCAUUUUUUAUAAAAAAACGAGAGUCCUUUUGAUGUCAUUGAUUUUGAUAUUUCAGGUUCUGACAGGUAUAAUUUUGCGUUUACUUUUGCUCUGAUGAAGCCCCAUAUGCCGGUGCGAAAUAUUAGCCAUCACUUAUUUGUGUGUUUAUUGUUGUUCAUUCUCAUCGCGUUGCGGUGUUCCUUAAACACUACUAUAAUUUUGCAUGCUGAGAAAGUUUUAUUUGGUACUAGAAACUUUUACGCAGGAUAACGCCCAUGAAGUUGGUUUUGUGAGAAAUUUUAGAGACACAAAAUCUUUGUAUUGCUGGUAUCUAAAGUUUUAUCCGAACCAGCCAAUCACAAAGAUCUAAAGUUUUGGAGUUAUGCCUUUUUAGUUGAAACUUUAGUUGGUUCUUAGUUUUUUUGCUUCGAGUAUUGAAGAUUCUUGGCUUCUUGUACUCGUCUUUUAUAGGAAUUUCCUAACGAAAAGAAACGGGUGUAGUUGAAUACCGAAAACAUGAUUUUGUUGAAUACCGAAAACAUGAUUUUGUUGAAUACCGAAAACAUGAUUUUGUUGAAUACCGAAAACAUGAUUUUGUUGAAUACCGAAAACAUGAUUUUGCAUUUUCAAGCAGGAUGCCACAUCAAUCUGUCGAUUUAUAGAUCUGUUAGUAUUACGUCUUUACGCGUUGCAU
Molecule: messenger RNA, 4297 nt
Organism: Rhopilema esculentum
Lineage: Eukaryota; Metazoa; Cnidaria; Scyphozoa; Rhizostomeae; Rhizostomatidae
Biological process (GO): calcium ion import across plasma membrane
Cellular component (GO): plasma membrane
Molecular function (GO): calcium channel activity; protein binding
Source: RefSeq, a predicted model, not a curated record